This is a messenger RNA of Peronospora belbahrii, 1620 nucleotides long. The record is from the annotation of a GenBank genome assembly. Lineage: Eukaryota; Oomycota; Peronosporomycetes; Peronosporales; Peronosporaceae.
AUGGUGGAAAUGCUGCUCGUCAUCAGCAUCGACAAUUGUAAAAUUCAUAUGCUUGAGAGCGAGGGUCUUUACUUGAUAAGGUCACUUUGCAAAUCGGUACUGAACCCUUCUCUUUCUCCUCAGCUGCUACAGUUCAUUCGAGAGUUAACUCGCGAGUUAAUGCAAACGAAAUUUCAUUGCAGUUUUGAAUCGACCUGCUUUAACAUGCCAACGACUGCCUUCUUUCCACCAUUGACCAUCAGAAACCAAUCACUAUGUGAUGAUUUGGAAACUAUGUGCUUGCCCGUAAACACUUCAGCACCAGUGAUGCUGGACGGAACAAGUGCGUUCGACGGUGCGUUUGACGGUGAGCUUAUGCUGAGUCUUUUUCGGCCGUCUGACGGAUCAAAUGAGAGCGACAGUGAACAUUUAAUGAGUCUCAUUGAAUCUUUUAAAUCAAAUUAUGCAAUGCAUGACGAGUCUGAUCGAGAAGAUCGUCCGUAUCCAUACACUCGGUCCAAAACGCGCUGGCGCAAGCGACCAAAUGACGAACUCAAGCAUUUACGGUCUCAAAUUGUCAAGCUUGAAGGACUGGUUACAAACUUGACUUAUUCCGGUUCACGCUCAAAAGUGCCGACAAACCGAAAGAAAGCUCGAGACGAUCAAUCAAACGUGCUUCAUAGACUUAGUAAAGAAAGUCGUCGAAAGAAAAUGGAGGCGGCGAUGGCAGAGAAUCGGAAGCUCAAACUAAUGGUCGUUAGCCAAUUUCGAGUGGCAAAGGCACUUCAAACGGCGGUUGACGAAAGCAUGCGACUGCGAGCUCGUAAAGUGUGCUGGCCAACGAGUUCGGCAGCCUCUGAUGAGCUUGUGUUUGCCUUGUUGGACGAGGAAAAAGAGCUGCAGUACGCUGCUACCGACAAAGUUAUGGAUGAAAGCGGGGUUUCUCGCAUGUACCACCCGUAUAUUUCAGAAAUGGUGUUCCAGAACGACAAAAAUGGAGUCUCCUUUCAGCAUAACGACGUGCGUGUGAUCCCGUUCCCUGUGGCAAAUGUCGUAUCUGCACUCCGUCACAGUCUUAGGCAUCGAUCAAGAGUUGGACCGUCAGAGCACUGUCGUAAAUUCCUCAUGUACGAUAACUACUCUCAAGCUGUCACGUUGGACAGCGUGGAUAUUCCAGGUUCACUACCUGCGACAGUCACGGGUCGACACUUGCUAUGGUCUGUCACCGAACCUGACCGAACUGUCAUCGCUUGGUCAAGUUUCAAUGAAUACCAAGGACGCAGUCACGUGCGCUUGCUGAAGAGGUUGUGGUUCUCGGUUGAACCGACACAAGUCCAGACCAGCUCAGGAACCGUGCAAGGCUCUAUUCUCCGUACGAUCGUUCGUUUUACACCUGUUGAUCCUGAAGUUGACCUCAAGCAUAUUAAGGAGAUGUCGGACGUGAUAAUCUGCGCCUAUAAACGCGAUUCUGUGCGUGUUGUUUUAGCAGUGAGAGAUCAGUUGGCAGCUUUAGCUGCAAGAGUUGCUAGCACGAGCACAAUACCCAAGACCAGCAAAGAUAAACUCAUCUAUGAGAAGACGUCUCAUACUGUCAGGACAAAUGCCAUUCCACCCUUACUUUCAUGUCCGUCGACAAGAUAG